Messenger RNA from Dissoconium aciculare CBS 342.82, 1578 nucleotides. RefSeq lists its product as uncharacterized. Lineage: Eukaryota; Fungi; Ascomycota; Dothideomycetes; Mycosphaerellales; Dissoconiaceae. The transcript is spliced from 3 exons. The coding region runs from base 1 to 1578 and encodes 525 amino acids. The record is from RefSeq and is a predicted model, not a curated record.
AUGAUCGUCGACACGCCCAAGAACCGGUGGAUCAUCCGGUCUGCUAUCACCGGCUUCUCGUCAUGGGGUCAUAUCUGCCUUUCGUACACCGUCGUGAACAUUUGGCGAUUCUGGCCGGACUUAUAUGAUCAUAUCACGCCAUGGAGGACAUACUGCGCGCUGGAAGCUGGCUUCCUGUUGUGGUUCGUCUGGUACCGAAGAGUCCUUCAGCGUCCUGCGAUACACCCUCUAAGCCGCACCAAGGAGGAGCGCAAAGCCCUCUUCGACAAGCUCCUCAGUGAGAUCCAUGACCCAGUCCGCUUCCUACGCGGCUGGUUCAAGGGAGCCGAAAUUCGAGAUAUCGGUGUGAAAGAGCUUCAAGAAUUCCUGAUCUGGUCAUUCUGGGACGGCAGAGUGGAAGAGGUGGACGAAGACGAACUGCAGGAAUACUUCGAGCGGGUUCAGCAGAUGUCGCCGGAGCUGUCUUUCCGCGAAGGUUCCAGCAAUGCAAAGGGGUUGCGAUUGUCCAUUGAUCCCUUUGAGAUCGAGUCGAGGACACUUUUGUGGUAUGGGCUCAUCAUGGGCAUGGACACCUGGAUGUUCCGCAUCUUCUCGCAAAAAGGUUACCAAUAUUUCGGAACCGCCACAAAUCGUACUAUCUUCCCUCCCAGAAUUGGAACAUUCAUUCAGAGUCGACCUACCGUAGCAAAGAAGGUCUCAUACUGGAUUACCCGCCCGCAUACUUCGAAGACACGACUCCCGAUCGUUUAUUUCCACGGCAUUGGUAUCGGCCUCAUCACCUAUGCACAAUGGAUUCAACGCCUCGAUGAAGCUCUCAACCGUGGUCAUGGACCAGACGACCAAGUCGGCAUUGUCAUGAUGGAACUGCCCUACAUUUCUUCUCGUCUAUCCUAUCACUCAAUUCCUCGACGAGAGGUGCUACUUCGCGAAUUUACCACAAUCCUGGAUCAUCACCAAAUUUCCAAGUUUGUCCUGGCUGGUCAUUCUUACGGCAGCAUUUUCAGCACAUACAUCUUGAGGGAUCCCAAGCUCUCAUCGAGAGUCGUUUCGUCGCUAUUGGUCGAUCCUGUCGCUAUCAUGCUUCACAUGCCCGAUGUGGCUUAUAACUUCACCGUGCGAGCGCCUACUGGUGCGAACGAAUGGCAGCUUUGGUACUUUGCAUCGAAAGACCCUGGUGUCGCUCACACUCUCGGAAGAAACUUCUUCUGGUAUGAAAAUGUGUUGUGGCGAGACGAGAUCUUCAACCUCAUCAAGAAGAACAAUCUGAAUAUCACAGUUAGCCUCGGCAGUGACGACUUGAUCGUCGAUGCGGAGGGCAUCGGAAACUACCUCAUGGCAAACAAGAUUCCCGAUCCCGUCCUCGUGGAGAACGAGGCCGGCGUCAAAACCAUGGAGCUUCAAUCGGCCGGCGGAGGUACGGACAGCUGGAAGAACAAGAAGUGGACCGGCAAGGGUCUGGAGAUUAUGUGGUGGCAAGGCGUCGAUCACGCCAAUGUUUACAAGACACACGAGAGUAGCGAGGAGCUCAUCAAAGUCCUCGUGGAGUAUUGCCGGAAUGGCUCGAGCAAGAAGGCGUGA